This is a messenger RNA of Paramuricea clavata, 1623 nucleotides long. The record is from the annotation of a GenBank genome assembly. NCBI's taxonomy places the organism in Eukaryota, Metazoa, Cnidaria, Anthozoa, Malacalcyonacea, Plexauridae.
AUGGCUUCUUCACUAGAAGCACUGGUGAGUAACCUUUCACCUGAGGACUUUAAAAUAGUAGGUAAGAGGUGGAAGGGUGAGGACUUCAAUUUAGUAACACAAAAAGGAGUCUUUCCAUAUGAAUUUCUGGAUGACAUUAGUAAACUCAAUACAGAGGGUCUUCCUAGUAGAGAUAAGUUUUACUCAUCACUGUAUGAGUCAGAGGUGAAGGAAGAAGAUUACCAAAGAGCUAGGAAAGUAUGGAAUCACUUUGGGAUGAAAACCAUGAGAGACUACCACGAUCUCUACCUAGAGACUGACGUUCUUCUGCUGGCUGAUGUAUUUGAAAACUUCAGGAGAACAUGUCUGGAAAAUUACAAACUUGACCCUGCACAUUACAUGUCAGCACCUAGUCUAAGUUGGGACGCCUUCUUGAAACAGUCAGGUGAGGAAAUAGAACUUGUAAGUGAUAUGGACAUGUUUCAGUUCUUCGAGAAGGGAAUGAGAGGUGGUAUAAGUCAUAUUGCCCACAGACACUCCACAGCUAAUAAUAAGUACAUGGAGACGUACGAUGAGUCGUCUGAAAACAAGUACUUGAUGUACCUCGACGCUAACAAUUUAUAUGGUUGGGCGAUGUCACAACCACUACCUAAUGGAGAGUUCGAGUGGGUCGAGGAAGUUGAUGGUAUGAAUCUAGAUGAUUACCUAGGAGACAACGAAAGAGGGAUGGUUUUAGAGGUUGACAUGGAAUAUCCCAAAGAACUUCACGACUUACAUAACGGUUAUCCUCUAGCACCGGAGAGUAAAGAAAUUAGUUCUUCAAUGUUGUCAGAUUACGCUAAGAGUAUUGCUGAGAAAUUCCAGCUGACAAUCGGAGGAGUAAGAAAACUGGUAAACUCACUAGGACCCAGGAAAAACUACGUCUUACAUGUACGUAAUCUGAAACUCUACACAGACCUUGGAAUGAAACUCACGAAUGUUCAUAGAGCGGUUACAUUCAAGCAAUCUCCCUGGCUUAAGAACUAUAUUGACUUCAAUACAAAGAAAAGGUCAGUAGCUCGUAACACGUUCGAAAAGAACUUCUUCAAGCUAAUGAAUAAUUCGAUUUAUGGAAAAACAAUGGAAAAUCUAAGGAAAAGAGUUGAUGUGAAAUUAGUGUCCUCAAAAGACGACCUCCUAAAACUGACAGCAUCACCCUGCUUCCAGUCACAUCGAAUCAUGAAUGAAAACCUUAUAGUUGUAAAAAGAAUGAAGGAAGUUCUAACGCUAAAUAAACCGUGCUAUGUAGGAAUGAGCAUCUUAGACUUAUCCAAGACUUUAAUGUAUGAUUUCCACUACAACACAAUUAAGAAGGAGUACGGUAACAGGUCAAGGCUACUAUUCACCGAUACCGACAGCUUGAUGUAUGAAAUAAAGACGGAUGAUGUUUACGAGGACUUCAAGAGGAUCGGUAAAGAGCAAGACUGUUGGGAUAAUUCAGAUUACCCAAAAGAUUCUCCAUAUUACUCAACUCAUAACAAGAAGGUCAUAGGUAAGUUUAAGGACGAAGCUGAAGGAGUACCCAUAAUUGAGUUUGUUGGGUUAAGGUCUAAGAUGUACUCAUAUGUGAAGGAAAACGGUGGAGGUGGAAUGACCGCUAAAGGA